Rhododendron vialii is the source of this 3499-nucleotide messenger RNA. RefSeq names its product DNA ligase 1. Bases 181 to 2574 code for a protein of 797 amino acids. Gene Ontology annotation, cellular component: nucleus; mitochondrion. The transcript has 17 exons. Gene Ontology annotation, biological process: DNA recombination; DNA biosynthetic process; lagging strand elongation. Lineage: Eukaryota; Viridiplantae; Streptophyta; Magnoliopsida; Ericales; Ericaceae. Gene Ontology annotation, molecular function: ATP binding; DNA ligase (ATP) activity; DNA binding. The record is from RefSeq and is a predicted model, not a curated record.
GCGGGUUAGGGCGAGACGGAUUGAAUUGCCUUCUCUGCACUGGAGUUUGUUCUGCGAUUCACAACCCCCCUCCAUUUCCCCUAGCGGGUACAAACAUCACUGGUAAUCCCUCUCCCGCCAUUUCAAUUUUCUCCACUACAAAUCACCAAAAAUUCACAUGCACGGAAUCGCUUUCAAUUGAUGUUCGGAUGUGUAGCCCACACCUUUCUCUCUCCUCGUCUCACCCUCACCCUCUCUCCACGACGAGUACUCCCUCCUCUCAUUUCCUCUCUCUUCCCGCCCAAACCCUUCUCCCUCCUCAAAACCCCUUUCUCUCCAAACCCUAAACCUAGUACAACCAUGUCCUCUCGCCCCUCCGCCUUCGACGCUCUCAUGUCCGGCGCACGAGCCGCCGCCUCCAAGAAGAGACCCCAAGCCCAAUCUUCUUCCCCCAAGAAGCGUAAAACCCCAGACUCAAACCCUAAAAACACCCAAAGCAUUAGUCCCAAGAAAAGCUCCGAUGUUUCUAAACCGUUAGAAGAGGCCCAGGUCUCAAAUGGUCCCACAUCAGGCGAACCAAACCCUAAUUCGAAUGAGGAGAAAUCGGAAGUGAAGAAACCGCGUGUAUCAGACCCUGAUUCGAAGCUGGGUUUGGUUACUGCUGAUGAGAGUGUUGCUCUUCUGAAGAAGAAGCCGAAAGAUUUCGACCCGAAAUCGGCUGCGUUUUGGAAGGACGGCGAGCGGGUGCCAUUCCUGUUUCUCGCCAAGGCGUUCGACGCGAUAGACAAGGAGUCGGGACGGAUUGCGAUAACAGAGAUCGUGUGUAAUUUGUUGAGGACUGUGAUUGAGACUACUCCGGAUGAUUUGGUUGCGGUUGUUUAUCUUUUGGGGAAUAAGGUUGCGCCGGCACAUGAAGGAGUGGAGCUUGGAAUCGGAGACGCUUCAAUUAUCAAGGCACUUGCCGAAGCUUGUGGGGCGAAAGAAUCACAAAUUAAGAGCAAAUAUCAGGCCUUAGGAGACUUGGGCCUCGUUGCAAAAGCUAGUCGUUCGUCUCAAGGGUUGAUGCGAAGACCUGAAGCAUUAACAGUUGCCAAGGUUUUUGAUACAUUUCGGCUUAUUGCUAAGGAAUCGGGUAAGGAUAGUCAAGAGAAGAAGAAAAACCAUAUAAAGGGUCUUGUCGUUGCAGCUACUGAUUGUGAACCUCAAUAUCUUAUUCGCCUACUGCAGUCAAAAUUGCGGAUCGGUUUGGCAGAGCAAACCCUCUUAGCUGCAGUGGGGCAAGCUGCUGUGUAUGCUGAAAAACAUUCUUCACCACCUGCUCAUAUUGAUUCCCCUCUUGAAGAAGCUGCGAAGAUUGUUAAGCAAGUAUAUUCUGUAAUACCCGUGUAUGAUAAAAUAGUCCCUGCUCUUCUUACUGGCGGCGUAUGGACUCUUCCAAAGACAUGUAGUUUCACACCAGGCGUCCCCAUCGGACCUAUGUUGGCAAAACCGACUAAAGGGGUGUCUGAGAUCUUGGAUAAAUUUCAGGAUAUGGAGUUCACAUGUGAAUACAAGUAUGAUGGAGAACGCGCUCAGAUACAUUACCUAGAGAAUGGUUCAGUUGAGAUAUACAGUCGAAAUGCUGAAUGGAAUACUGGAAAGUUUCCUGAUGUUGUUGUUGCAGUUUCAAGAUUAAAGAAGUCAUCUGUAACAUCAUUUGUUCUGGAUUGUGAAAUUGUGGCUUAUGACCGUGAGAAGAAGAGAAUCAUGCCCUUCCAGAUACUCAGUACACGGGCUCGGAAAAAUGUGGUGUUGAGCGACAUAAAGGUUGAUGUGUGCAUUUUUGCUUUUGACAUCUUGUAUCUUAAUGGCCAACCACUUAUGCACGAGCAACUUAAUGUUCGUAGAGAGCAUCUUUACAAGUCAUUCGAGGAAGAGCCUGGAUAUUUUCAGUUUGCAACUGCAAUAACAUCAAAUGAUCUCGAAGAAAUACAGAAGUUCCUUGAAGCUGCUGUUGAUACUUGUUCUGAGGGUUUGAUUAUCAAAACAUUGAGUAAAGAUGCUACAUAUGAGCCAUCAAAAAGGUCGCAUAACUGGCUAAAAUUGAAGAAAGACUAUAUGGAAAGCAUUGGUGACUCCCUAGAUUUAGUUCCUAUUGCUGCUUUCCAUGGCCGGGGGAAACGUACUGGUGUUUAUGGAGCCUUUCUGCUUGCUUGCUAUGACAGCAGCAAUGAAGAAUUUCAAAGCAUAUGCAAAAUUGGCACUGGAUUUUCUGAAUCAGUGCUUGAGGAGCGUUCUGCCAGCCUUCGUUCUAAAGUUAUUCCCAAACCAAAGGCAUACUAUCGCUACGGAGAUUCAAUAAAUCCAGAUGUUUGGUUUGAACCCACUGAGGUAUGGGAGGUGAAAGCUGCAGAUUUGACUAUCAGUCCCGUUCAUCGUGCUGCGAUUGGCAUUGUGGAUUCUGAUAAGGGUAUUUCUCUCCGAUUUCCACGUUUGCUUCGUGUCCGGGAAGAUAAGUCUCCAGAGCAGGCCUCAUCAUCUGAUAUGGUUGCUGAGAUGUAUAAUGCCCAGAAAAACAACCAAAGGAAUAAUCAAGAGGAAAAUGAGGAUGAUUGAGGUCUCAUAGCUUAUUUGUCUCUCUCUCUCUCUCUUAUGAAGUGGUGAUUUCUUGUACAGAUCAGCAGUUCUACUGGUGCAUGCAAGCAGGUACGGGUCUGAAAUUUAUCGGCAUAGGUGUCUGCAAAAUUCUUUGCAUCAGAACCUUAUCUUCAGCCAUUUUCAAAUUUUGAAAAAGAAGGCUCUAAACCUAAGCCAGAUGGAUUGUUCUGAAGAACCUGGUUGAAAAUAUUGCUGAUCCUUGAGAUUAUUACUAUCUGAUGUUGAGUAGUUACUUUGGGAUGGGAUUGGUUUAGUAUUUUAACUGGAGAGAUUUUAGUGCUUUGGUAAGAUUGCCUCGGUUGGUUUCCAAGGAAGUGGGCUCAGGCUCUCGGCAACCAGGGAUUGAAUCAAUCUCACUUAUACAGCUUGUUUAUAUUAUACUCUGUAUUUCUCUAAUUACCCCUCUUCAGGUAUCAUCAUUUUCUCAUGGUCCAGACAGUGAGAAUAACCAAGAGGACUUGCGGAAGACCAUUGUGUCGCCCUUCGACUUCAGAGAGGACUGCCUGGUGUUGGACCACUACAUCGGGCAAAUGGCCUAUGGGCUUGAACAUUUAAUUCCCAGAGUGAACUUGAUCACACAAUGAUGAGGUGUUCGUAAUCAUAUCCUGUAUGGCAAAUUAUAUUAGACUAUUGGUGGCUUUAGUUCAAAAGAACCUGAUUCAGGCAUUGGAAUUCGUAGCUGUUCAGAAAGGCAAUGAAAUUCCUGUGAAUGGACUAAUAUCCAGCUGUGUGGGAUGGUUUGUAGAUAGGAUGGGCUUACCGCUUUGUCCCUGGCAUUUACCCCUUGAGUUUCUCUAGUUUUCAAGUCGCUGAAUCAUUGCCCGUGAAAAAGGGUUUACCCAGAUUUUGAAAUUUUUAUUACAUGUCACUUGUUAUUUUUUGA